This is a messenger RNA of Acanthochromis polyacanthus (spiny chromis), 2333 nucleotides long. It is a transcript of the gene smug1, whose product is annotated as single-strand-selective monofunctional uracil-DNA glycosylase 1. Gene Ontology annotation, biological process: base-excision repair. Gene Ontology annotation, molecular function: oxidized pyrimidine nucleobase lesion DNA N-glycosylase activity; single-strand selective uracil DNA N-glycosylase activity. The transcript is spliced from 2 exons. NCBI's taxonomy places the organism in Eukaryota, Metazoa, Chordata, Actinopteri, Pomacentridae. The record is from RefSeq and is a predicted model, not a curated record. Bases 145 to 993 code for a protein of 282 amino acids.
GCAACCGCCUUUAACGAGCAAAGAAGAACUAACAGGAAGGUGCAGAGGAAGAAAACACAAACCCUGAUCUACAUUAUUUCAGUCAGUUAAUGCUCCGUUUUUAUUUGACAAAUCGGAGCUUUUUAAAUACUUUCUCGCCCCAAAAUGUCAGAUGACAACUCACCUGUAGGUGAAACGCUUCACCGUGAAGAUGAAGAGACCGUCCAGGGUCAGGAUAGACCAAAGCAGCAGGACAGUGGAGCUCUGAACGGGACUCCCUCCUCCAGGUUCCUGCGGGCUGAGCUGGAGCUCAACGCCCAUCUCCGGCGGCUCUCCUUCAGCGAGCAGGUCCGGUACAUCUACAACCCGCUGGAGUACGCCUGGGAAACCCACCGUUGCUACGUGGAGAAGUACUGUCAGCCCGGACAGAGGUUCCUGUUCCUGGGGAUGAAUCCUGGACCCUUCGGCAUGGCGCAGACUGGAGUCCCAUUCGGUGAAGUGAGGUCAGUUGUUGACUGGCUGAAGAUCACAGGGGAGGUUGGUCAUCCUGAUGACGAGCAUCCAAAGCGACGGAUCACGGGGCUCGCCUGCACUAAGAGCGAAGUGAGUGGUGCACGUUUUUGGGGCUUCUUCAAGAAACUGUGUGGUGAACCGGAGCUGUUCUUCCGCCACUGCUUUGUGCACAAUCUGUGCCCGCUAAUCUUCAUGAGUGCCAGUGGGAAGAAUUUGACGCCCCCUGAGCUGCCUGCAGCUGAACGGGAGGCUCUGCUGGCCCUGUGUGACAUCGCGCUGUGCCAGGUGGUGGAGGCACUCAACGUCUCCAUGGUGAUUGGCAUAGGAAAGAUGGCGGAGCAGCGGGCUCGGCGAGCUCUGUCUGCUGCAAAUAUCAACGUGCGAGUCGAGGGCAUCAUGCAUCCGUCGCCCAGGAGCGCACAAGCCAAUAAGGGCUGGGAGGAUGUAGCUAAAGCCAAGCUGGCAGAACUUGGUGUUCUAUCCCUGCUGAACAACUCUUGAGCUAAUCAGCUUCCUGUGACACUCAUCAGUAGAAGUGUGCAGAGUAUCUUUAAUUCGACGGAUGGCUUGCUGCACUAUGGAAAAGUGCAUGCUCACAUUUUUCUUCACUGCUCAGUCUGUGUGUCUAAGAAAACAUUGCUUCCCUCAGUGAGAAUAGCAGCAAAUAGCUCCAAAGAGAGUUUGUAAUACACUAAAGCCUUAACAGCUCCUAGCACAAAUGCUGGAAAUGUAUUUGUUCUACAAAUGCAUGUUUAUGUUUACUGCAAAGAUUUGAUUGUUCAUUUCAAGAUGAUGUUUUUGUUCAGAUCCAGCAUGGCACUGGAUAAUGAACUUAAAAAUAUUUCUACACUAAUGUUACUAUAAGUUACUCUGGGUAUGUGUGUAAGUCUAAAAGUCCAAAUGUAAGCUCAGGGUCUAAGUGAGUGUUCAGUUUUGUGUUUUGUUUCAGUCAGCCCACUGAUGUAACUUGUUGAGCCUGUAAAUUGAAAAAAAAAAAAAAAAAAAAACUAUUAUUGUUACUGUGUCCAGCCUAGUCCAGUACUUAUCAGCUAAUGCAUAUGUGAAAAUGAAACCAGAAUUUAAAUAUAUUAACAAAACAGAUAUUCACAAUAUUAAAUAGGUAUAGAAAAUACUUUGAUAAAGACGGCCUCCAAAUAUGGCAGAAUUUCAUUGGAAGCAAUCAUUACCCUUUGAUAGGGUACUUUUAGAAAAUUAGUUAAUUAAUUUGCCAAUCCAAUGUUUUUGGCAUAAAUUAAAUUACAAUUCUGUGAAUUAAAGGACAACAGGUAUGAACAGAAUUGAUGUAGUUUUUAAAACUCAGUUCAACUCAGUUUGUAACAAAUUUUACCGACAUGCGGCAACUUUUGACUGCUAACAUUACAGAGUUCAGAAAUAAUACAGCACUGUAAAACCGGUAAUCUGUGUUGUAUGUGCCACAUUAGUACACAAUACUCUUCUUUUAUAUGGUUUCUUUUUUUAACGGUCUUUGUUUUCAUGUAUUUUAUGUGUUUACAUGCUGAUUAUCUCAUGCUUUUUUCUUUUUUUGUUUUUUUUUAACUAGUUUUAUGGAUGUUUAAACUCAGUGCCCUUUAAACUAGAAGUUACUUGUUUAAAUAAACAUUGAAUUAUGAAAUCUGGACAAAUAUGCUUCCUCUGGUGUUCCAAAAAUGAAGGUUGACUUGCUGAAUAUUACCAUAUUAAUACGUUUACACCGUCUUAAGCUCCUGUCCUGUAGUUUGUGUUUUGCAAACGUUUCUUCCUGUUAAAAAGAGUAUUUUUUUUUCAUCUUGGUGUUGCUGAAUGCGUGUUUAAACAGGAUCUAAAUGAAUCUUUGGAUCUGU